Molecule: messenger RNA, 950 nt
Organism: Eufriesea mexicana
Lineage: Eukaryota; Metazoa; Arthropoda; Insecta; Hymenoptera; Apidae
Exons: 1
Molecular function (GO): nucleic acid binding
Source: RefSeq, a predicted model, not a curated record
AUGGCCAGUACAACCAUUAAGCAUACCGUCACAACUGCCAGAAGUAGAAAAACAGCUCUGCCUGAUGAUCGACACGCAACCGGAACUAAUCUGGAACUAAUCUUCUUAUGCUUCAACAAACUUGUCAGAACCAUCGCCUACCGCCUGCGAUUGAAAAACCCUAAGCAACAUCGCGGACCUCUCAGCACAGAAGAAUUGGAAGGGGCACACGAUCGGAUAAUAAGAUCGGUGCAACACAGCCACUUUCCAACGGAACUUCACGACCUUAGAAAGUUCAACAAGGUAAACUCCAAAAGCAGACUACUGCCUCUAAACCCCUUCCUGGACGAACAGGGAAUCAUGCGAGUCGGAGGUCGUCUACAUCGAUCCAACUUGCCAUACAACAGAAGACAUCAAAUCAUCAUUCCGAAGACACAUCAUGUUACAUCGCUAAUAAUCAGUCAAUACCAUAGAAGAAACUUCCAUGCAGGAACAUUGGCCACGCUUCAUUGCAUCAGGCAGAAAUAUUGGCCCCUGGACGGCAGGAAUCAAAUACGUUUCGUCCUGCGGAAGUGCAUCCAGUGUUUUCGCGCCAAUCCACCGGUGAGCGAGUGCAUCAUGGGGCAGCUGCCAGCGGCACGAGUGACGCAAUCGCGCCCCUUUGAGACCGUCGGGGUCGACUACUGCGGCCCCUUCAUGACCAAGGAGAAAAAGUUUCGGAACCGCAAAUCAGUCAAGACGUACGUGGCAGUCUUCGUCUCCCUAGCUGUGAAGGCAGUGCAUCUAGAGGUGGUCAGCGAUCUGAUCACCGAUGGAUUCAUCGCCGCCUUCAGACGAUUCAUCGCCCGAAGGGGGAAGUGCAGAGAAAUAACAUCGGACAGUGCAUCUAGCUUCGUCGGGGCAAAAAAUCAACUGGCAGAACUAUACGCCGACCCACAACACACGAACAUCCGAAUUCGCAGCCUCCGAAG